AUGUUUUCUCCUCCGAAGAGCGAGCGGGCGAAGCCAACACAUCCACCCAUCCACCCUCCUGAAAAACCCAUUGCGGCACAUUUCCAGCUCGGGCGCCAAACAGAUCCUUUGGAGGAAGCAGAUCAGACACCGCCUCAUCCCCCAACGCUGAGCCCUCUGCCUGCCAAUCGCAUCAAUCUCCAAACUUCACUCGCCCCGAAAAGCAUCAAGCUGCUCUUCAGCGCCAAUGUGAGGCGCAAGCUCCAACCACAGCUUCCUGCGGGCUUCUAUGGAAAUGCCUUUGUGCUUGCCUGUGCAGAGAGCACUGUAGAUGAGCUCACAGAGCUCCCUCUUUCCUACGCUGUACAACUUUUGCAGAAGGCCAAGGCCAGACUUUUGGAUGAUUAUGUACGCUCCGUGAUUGACUAUUUGGCUGAUAAAAGUGUCCGGCCUGAUAUGGUGGCGAGCUUGGUGACUUCACAGUGGUCGAGAAUGGAGCUAAUGGAUGUGGAUUUUGGGUGGGGGAAGCCCCUUCAUGUUGGGCCCCUUGCCAGUGACAUAUAUUGCCUUUUGCUGCCUUCUUCCUCUCCGUCGACUGCUGCCCUAGAUGUUCUUAUCGACGAGCCCGGUUGCGCUCCCCAGUCUUCGCGCAGAAACUUUAGAUCAUGUUAG
Molecule: messenger RNA, 651 nt
Organism: Cryptomeria japonica (Japanese cedar)
Lineage: Eukaryota; Viridiplantae; Streptophyta; Pinopsida; Cupressales; Cupressaceae
Product: alcohol acyltransferase 9-like
Exons: 2
Coding region: 1-651 (216 amino acids)
Molecular function (GO): acyltransferase activity, transferring groups other than amino-acyl groups
Source: RefSeq, a predicted model, not a curated record